GAGAUGUCCUGGACAGGGAGUGAAGCUCUCUGCCCCUGCGCUGCCCCGAGCUUGCUGUGCCGGCUGGUGCUGCGCACCUGCUUCUCUCUCUCAUCCAUUCCACUGCUCUGCUCCGUGCUCUUGCCUGCAGCAGCGCCGUCCGACCUGCUGGAGCUCUGUGUGCUACAGUCCUGUGCCAGGGAAGAGCCCGGUGGGCUGUGGGCCAGGUGCUGGGGCUCCCUGCAAACACCAGGCUUCUCCAUUGUGCCGCCCUUCAGCUUGCUUGUUCUAAGGUUUGUUUUGAUUACAAGUUUGGGUUAUGUUAGGGAUAAAAGAAAAAUUGCUGUGUCUCAUUUGAAGCGCCUAGGAGAGAUUUUACACUUUUGAAAUCCGAUGGGUGGGUGGAAUGCGUUUUCACAAAGCUUGGAUCAUCCUUGCAGGGUGGGCUUCCAGGUUGUCUCCCCACACCAUGGGCUGGUGGUAGCUCUGGCUGGACCCAAGGAGAUGAGAAACCCAAGGCCCAGCCCCCGGGGAGGGGACGUCAUCUCACCCAGACCCCUAGCUUUUAUUCCUGACUCCCUGUCAACUCGUUCUACAGGGUAUAACGCUAUCCGCCUGCUCAGGGCCAGGCUGCAGAGGCGCCAAAUGGAAGAGCCCCCUUCUCCUGUCUGGUGCAUGGAGUUUACACAGCAAGCCCCAUCCCACAGAGGUGCAGGGCCUGUGGCUGAGGGCACUGGCCUGGACUCAGCCGCCUUCCUAGUCCCCAAGGAGCCACCCACGGGAGCAGGUGUUGGAGCUGUGUCUGGAGAGCCAGGUGUCAGCACCUGCCUGCCAGGGCCAGUGAUAGGACACGAGGUGGGGACAGGUCUCGAAUCUGGCGGGCCAGAGGCGUGCUGAACUGUCUGGCAUCCCCACGCAUGCUGGCUCCGUGGCCGGCGCCAAUUUGCAUUUUGUUCAGCAAACUCAGAACUCCAGCGACUCGCCAUCUGCCUGCCGCUGGCUGGUGGCCACACAGGGAGCCCGGGUGGACGGACGGGGGCUGAGGACCCAAGCUCCCUGGGGAGAGCUGGAGAGGGCUCAGGUACUCUCCAGAGCAAGUUUUCCAGCCCCUCUUCUGAUCCUUCCUCCGUUCUGAAGCAAAGGACGUAAACGCCAGGUUACGCGGGGUUCUUGCCAGCACUGAGAAGGGAAACCAGUGAAUGCGCGAGUCCCAUUAAGAAAAUCCUAAAACGUGGGCCUUAUCACCACCACAGCAUAAUGCAGUGACGAUGCCCACCCGAACCUCCCGGGCCACCCAGCAUCCCUUCCCGCCAAGGCUGGCAAGAACGAACCGCUGCUCCUGCUCCAAACGGCUGUCACAUCCGAGUCGGCUGCUUUCCCUGGCCUGGAGUUCCCGCAGUGAAUGUCCAGUCUGAAUGGACGCAGCUCUCUCCCUCCUCCCUCGUCCAGCUGCCUCUGCAGUAUUCAGUGCAACAAAGCAUCGCGUGGACGCCUACUGUGUGCAGGGUUUGGGUCGGAGGCGCUGUAAACUACCCAAGUGCUCCCAGGCCAGUCCAUCUCUUUGCAGAGCCAAUGGGCUGGGGAGGGAGCGGAGAUUUAUAGGCCAAGGCUGCCGGCCGACCUUGUCCGCGGCAAAGACUCAUUUCAGCACGCUUCUCUUCCAAGCGAUUAUUUGCUGUUUGUGCCGCUUGGACUUGGCACGCGUCUGCGAUUCCUUUCACCGAAGAGGAGACAGGAACCUUGAAGUCCGGGCUCUGUUCCCCUGCGAAAAGCCUCCGCGGCCCACCGAGAUGUCCCGGCACCACAGUCGCUUCGAAAGAGAGUACCGGGUGGGCUGGGACCGGCGCGAGUGGAGCGUGAACGGCACACAUGGGACCACCAGCAUCUGCAGCGUCACAUCUGGGGCUGGGGGUGGCACAGCCAGCAGCCUCAGCGCCCGGCCCGGCCUCCUGCCGCUGCCCGUGGUACCCUCCCGGCUGCCCACACCCGCCACGGCCCCGGCGCCCUGCACCACUGGCAGCAGCGAGACCAUCACCAGCCUUGUGGCCAGCUCUGCCUCUGCAGUCACCACCAAGGCUCCCGGCAUCUCCAAAGCGGACAAUCAGUCCCAGGGGCUGGCAACCAGCAUCCGGUGGGGGCAGACGCCCAUCAAUCAGUCCACGCCCUGGGACACCGACGAGCCACCCUCCAAACAGAUGCGGGAGAGCGACAAUCCAGGCACAGGGCCAUGGGUGACCACGGUAGCCGCCGGGAGCCAGCCCGCCCUGAUUGCACACUCCUAUGGAGUGGCCCAGCCUCCUACCUUCAGCCCGGCCGUGAACGUCCAGGCCCCGGUCAUCGGGGUGACCCCCUCACUGCCUCCCCACGUGGGGCCCCAGCUCCCGCUGAUGCCGGGCCACUACUCACUCCCGCAGCCGCCCUCCCAGCCGCUGAGCAGUGUGGUGGUCAACAUGCCUGCCCAGGCCCUGUACGCCAGCCCUCAGCCCCUGGCCGUGUCUACACUGCCCGGUGUGGGCCAGCUGGCACGCCCAGGACCUGCUGCUGUGGGCAAUGGCCACAUGGCAGGGCCCCUGCUGCCACCCCCGCCGCCGGCCCAGCCGUCUGCCACUCUUCCCAGCGGUGCCCCCGCCACCAAUGGGCCUCCCACCGCCGACUCGGCCCACGGGCUGCAGAUGCUGCGCACCAUUGGCGUGGGGAAGUAUGAGUUCACCGACCCGGGGCACCCCAAAGAAAUGUUGAAGGAGCUGAACCAACAGCGCAGAGCCAGAGCCUUCACAGACCUGAAACUUGUUGUUGAAGGCAGAGAGUUUGAAGUCCACCAAAAUGUUCUAGCUUCCUGCAGCUUGUAUUUCAAGGACCUGAUUCAAAGGUCCGUACAAGACGGCAGCCAGGGCGGCCGGGAGAAGCUGGAGCUGGUCCUGUCGAACCUGCAGGCCGAUGUGCUGGAGCUGCUGCUGGAAUUCGUCUACACGGGCUCCCUGGUCAUCGACUCCGCCAACGCCAAGACGCUGCUGGAGGCGGCCAGCAAGUUCCAGUUCCACACCUUCUGCAAAGUCUGUGUGUCCUUUCUCGAGAAGCAGCUGACCGCCAGCAACUGCCUGGGCGUGCUGGCCAUGGCCGAGGCCAUGCAGUGCAGUGAGCUCUACCACAUGGCCAAGGCCUUCGCGCUGCAGAUCUUCCCCGAGGUGGCGGCCCAGGAGGAGAUACUCAGCAUCUCCAAGGACGACUUCAUCGCCUACGUCUCCAACGACAGCCUCAACACCAAGGCUGAGGAGCUGGUAUACGAGACGGUCAUCAAGUGGAUCAAGAAGGACCCUGCGUCGCGGGCACAGUAUGCCGCGGAGCUGCUGGCCGCCGUCCGCCUGCCCUUCAUCCACCCCAGCUACCUGCUCAACGUGGUAGACAAUGAGGAGCUGAUCAAGUCGUCAGAAGCGUGUCGGGACCUGGUCAACGAAGCCAAGCGUUACCAUAUGCUGCCCCACGCCCGCCAGGAGAUGCAGACGCCCAGAACCCGGCCCCGCCUCUCGGCAGGCGUGGCCGAGGUCAUCGUUUUGGUUGGGGGCCGUCAGAUGGUGGGGAUGACCCAGCGCUCACUGGUGGCCGUCACCUGCUGGAACCCACAGAAUAACAAGUGGUACCCCUUGGCCUCGCUGCCCUUCUAUGACCGCGAGUUCUUCAGUGUCGUGAGCGCCGGGGACAACAUCUACCUCUCGGGUGGGAUGGAGUCAGGCGUGACGCUGGCUGACGUCUGGUGCUACAUGUCCCUGCUCGACAACUGGAACCUCGUCUCCAGGAUGACAGUCCCCCGCUGCCGGCACAACAGCCUGGUCUACGAUGGGAAGAUCUACACCCUCGGGGGGCUUGGCGUGGCCGGCAACGUGGACCACGUGGAGAGGUACGACACCAUCACCAACCAGUGGGAGGCAGUGGCCCCUCUGCCCAAGGCAGUGCACUCGGCAGCGGCCACCGUGUGUGGCGGCAAGAUCUACGUGUUUGGGGGGGUGAACGAGGCCGGCCGGGCAGCGGGCGUCCUCCAGUCCUACGUCCCACAGACCAACACGUGGAGCUUCAUCGAGUCCCCAAUGAUCGACAACAAGUACGCACCUGCCGUCACCCUCAACGGCUUCGUGUUCAUCCUGGGCGGGGCUUACGCCAGAGCCACCACCAUCUACGACCCUGAGAAGGGAAACAUUAAGGCAGGGCCGAACAUGAAUCACUCCCGCCAGUUCUGCAGUGCCGUGGUGCUGGAUGGCAAGAUUUACGCAACCGGGGGCGUCGUGAGCAGCGAGGGGCCCGCCCUGGGCAACAUGGAGGCCUACGAGCCGGCCACCAACACGUGGGCCCUCCUCCCCCACAUGCCCUGCCCCGUGUUCAGACACGGCUGCGUCGUGAUAAAAAAGUACAUCCAGAGCGGCUGACCUGGGCCGGAGCCCGCCACGGGGCUGCGCACGGGUCUUCAGCCACACCACGAAGAGGCCGACAAGACACAAUCCAGGAACUCACUGCACUAAACAUUUCGAAUACUGUCUACAUUGAAUGUAGGAAAUCAUCCUCGCCUCCGAACAGCAGGAACCGCGAGCAGGCCGCCGCGCCGGGCUCGCCGGCUCCUGCCGAGGCGCUCGCUCUGCCCGGUGCAAUAGAGUUCACGUUAUUUUUUCAACUGGGAGAGAGAAGCCGGUUUUGGUUUUUUGGUUUUUUUCCCCCCUUCCCGCAGAGCAAGCUUGAUCCUUGAACCACCAUAGGUCAGUUAUCCUAGGACGCUAUUAGGCAUCAGGCUCUCUUGGAAUAAGAUCAAAGUGUCCUUAUCACUUUGAUUCCUACUUUUGUUUUUUAACCACUCUACACUGUCGGUGGCCGAGAGAAAACGAGGGACGGUGCCGUGCAGCACGAGGCCGAGGGGGCUGCUGGUCCCCACCGGGGACGGAGGAGAAGUGCAGCCGCCCGGUGCAGAGCCGUGGGUGGCGGCCCCAGGGCCCGGCCGGCUGGGGACAGCUGUGUGCGUGCCUCGCAGGUUUCCCCCCGUCACUGCGAUGCAGUUCUGCUGCGGGAGGACGAGGGGACUGUGCUGGCUUUCUCUUACCCGCUAUGAAUUAUUUAGAUUUCCAAGGCAUUUUCUUGAUAAACAAGAGGCUAUUUUUAAGUACAGAGAGGAGGAGGCCCCGGCGGGAGGACCGUGUGGGAAUUCCCAAAGCUCUUUGCGGGUGGGGCCGGGGUGGGGGGCGUUUGCUCUCUGUUUUUCUAUGUGCAGAAUAGAGGAUCUCUCCUGGGGUGGGCAAUGCCCCCUGUUUAUUUUUUAGAAAAAGUAACUCCCAGACAGCCCCCACGAAAGCCGUGCCUCGUGGAGGCAUCGUCAGAGGACGAAGAGUGUUCCAAAAGGGACACGCUCUGGCUCGCGACACGUGUCCAGCUCCCUCCACGAGGUAAAGCUGAGGGCCUAGGCCAGUGGGCAGGGAAGGCGGGCGGGCGGGCGGGAGAAGACGCGCCUACAGAGCACAGGAGACUAUUUUUGAUAUUCAUAGCUAUAUAUUGAGGCACCUGCCGUACAGCUCUCAGGAGGGGGAUGAGCCAUGACAGCCGAGGCCCGAGGGGCAGGAGCAGGAGCCCUCUUCUUGUUGCAAACUCGCCUGAGGAAAGGGACGCCAGGAGGGAGUCCACGGCGCGGCUCGGAAGAGAAAGGCCUGCCCGCCGGUCCUUCAGCCUCCAAACCUCACCGGGUGCCCGGUUCCACCCCAGGACAGGGAGAACGCCGCCGCCGCGCUGUUCAGUUGAAGUUGGUACCAAAUAUGCAUUUACCAUUUUUCUAUCUGGGAAGUCAACUUGCCACCGUGUCACGCUGAGGGCCGUCUCUAGGGAGACCAAGACAGGACGCACUGGCCCCCCACCCCCGCCCCCGCCCGCCGGCUCACAGGCCGGGCGUCCGCGUCCAGCAGCACCGCAAGUGUGGCUCCCCCUUGGACAAGAUCCCAAGCUUCGUUAUGCAGUUUUUAAUAUUAUUUAUUAUUUUAAAAAAAAGUAAUAAGCACAAAACUACAUACAUUGUAUGUCAUUUAAAGUAUUUAUGUCAAACAGGGUGCAAGUGUGAACCCAAGGAUUGGAGCACAAGUUUCUAACUGCCUGGGGCAGGGCUAGCGCUAGCCUUGCUGUGCGUCUGCCUCCGAAGGAGGUGCUACUGGUCAGCGAGACUCAGCGCGGAUGACGUCACAAUUCCGUUUCUCUGCUCACCGAUCACACUGGAGCAAAACUGGCUGUUUCUGUGAAUGAUAGAAAACAGGGUUCUCUGUAAUGGUAUUGUACAUAGUAUAUGUUUAUUGUUAAGUUCUUGUUAUAUUAUAAUAAAUAUAUUUAUAGAUCUAGA
This is a messenger RNA of Oryctolagus cuniculus (rabbit), 6334 nucleotides long. RefSeq names its product kelch like family member 29 (gene KLHL29). The record is from RefSeq and is a predicted model, not a curated record. Gene Ontology annotation, molecular function: protein binding. Lineage: Eukaryota; Metazoa; Chordata; Mammalia; Lagomorpha; Leporidae.